AUGUACUUAUUUCAACAGCUCUACGUGUACCCCAUCAAGUCGCUUCGAGGAACCACCGUCCCAGAGGGCACACUCACCCCCCUCGGCCUAGAAUGGGAUCGACGCUUCAUGUUACUCAAGGUCGAAUCGACCGAAGAGGGAACCGCAUUGAAGAACAUGCAUGUCCCACACUACCCUGAGAUGUCUCUCUUCCAGACCGCCAUCGACCCCCCGAAGAACGAAGCAGAUAACGGGAAACUGACAGUGACAUACACCCCGGCGGAAGCUCCAAACAACGAAACUCGGAAGCUUGAGAUCCCACUGCGCAUGACUAGCCAACAAGUGAAGAGUAUGAAGAGUUUCCCCAUCACGAUGCACCAGAGCCCGACGACGGGGUACGACAUGGGACCUGAGUUCAACGAGUGGUUCAGUGCAUGUUUCGGAUAUCCCGUGAUCUUAGCCUAUCUGGGGACCAACACUCGAGAGAUUCUAGGAACGCUAGCGCCACGGAAGCGAAACAAAGAGUCCAUCUGGACGACAUGGUGGCGCGAAGUCAGCGACCCGCGCGACAACGAGGGCAUCCUCAUUGGACUUUUGGCUACUUAUGUGAUCGGUAGUUUGCUCUGGAAGGGAUAUGAAAUUGUCCAUGGCGUGACAUCCGCACUCAAUACGAAGACGUACCUCAAUAUGUUUGCUGUGGUGGGUACAUUAAUUGGACUGUACUGGAUGAGCCUCCGUCGGCGGGAAGAUAGAAUUGGAUUCGCCGAUUGCGCACCGUUCUUGGUUAUCUCCGAGACAUCAGUGAACAAUGUUUCAGGGCGACUACCCGAAGGCGAGGAAAUGGAUCGGACGAAGUUCCGGCCAAAUAUUGUGGUUUCGGGGGCUGAGAAUGCCUUUGAGGAAGACUUUUGGACGGAGUUGGCUGUCGGGACUAAGACGAGGUUAUUGUUGACGGGAAAUUGUGUUCGAUGUCAGAGUUUAAAUGUGGAUUACGGGACUGGGAAGAUGGGGACUGGGGAGUCAGGGAGUGUGCUGAAGAAGUUGAUGAAGGAUAGAAGGGUGGAUACGGGGGCCAGGUUCAGUCCUGUCUUUGGAAGGUACUCUUUUCUUGGACGGGGUACUGGGGAGAAAAUUCGAGUCGGGGAUGAGGUGAUGGUGGUGAAGCGUGGGCAGGAGCAUACGGUGACUGGUGAGUUUACCUGUCUGUUUUCUUCCUCCUUUUUUGGAAGGAUCCACGGGGUUGGAUGA
Molecule: messenger RNA, 1227 nt
Organism: Penicillium maclennaniae
Lineage: Eukaryota; Fungi; Ascomycota; Eurotiomycetes; Eurotiales; Aspergillaceae
Product: MOSC domain protein
Exons: 1
Coding region: 1-1227 (408 amino acids)
Molecular function (GO): pyridoxal phosphate binding; molybdenum ion binding; catalytic activity
Source: RefSeq, a predicted model, not a curated record